Zychaea mexicana is the source of this 635-nucleotide messenger RNA. RefSeq lists its product as uncharacterized. The annotation marks the transcript as partial. The transcript has 2 exons. NCBI's taxonomy places the organism in Eukaryota, Fungi, Mucoromycota, Mucoromycetes, Mucorales, Lichtheimiaceae. The record is from RefSeq and is a predicted model, not a curated record.
UUCUUGAGUAUAAAUAUGGGCUCUCCCCAGCAAAACUUGUUUUUCUUUUUCUUCAUUACACUGUUCGGUUAUAGUGCGCGAGGUUAAAUCCACAGCUUCUACUUCUUCGGAAGUUGGAGCGUAGGGGUUGGCCAUAACAUUUAGUUUGCGUAGCUAUUUCUUUUUCAGUAAUAACAGCGGAUUAUUGUAGGACCAGCUCGGCUGGAUCCUUGAGCUUCCUUCGGGCUGCUCGGUGAAGGUUGGAUUGGACUCACCCUAUGAUGAUCUACGCGGUAAAUUCCUAUGCCUGCCGUAAUCUUCUGCUGCUCUGCAGUUAUGACGGAAUUGGCAACAACCUUACCGUGGUCAUUCCACAUUUCAGUAGUUAAUAAGAAAAUGAUAAAAAAAAUUUUCACCCGCACCGUCGUCCGAGCGUCCCCGUGGCUUGUCUUGCACCAUCCAAAUGUCGAAGCAAGUGACAGUGCCAAUCCUAUGCCUUACCAGCUCAUUGAAAAGAAGGGUGUUUUACUAAAACCUAUACCACGCAUUACAACGAGUGUGCUGUCUCGUGAUUAGUGUUUCAGAGUAAAUAACUUGGCCUUGUAUAUGGGAAAGGAUAUGUAUAAAAAUUUUUUAUAUGUAUAUAUAUAGCUGAU